Molecule: messenger RNA, 1956 nt
Organism: Boeremia exigua
Lineage: Eukaryota; Fungi; Ascomycota; Dothideomycetes; Pleosporales; Didymellaceae
Exons: 2
Coding region: 327-1874 (515 amino acids)
Source: RefSeq, a predicted model, not a curated record
UAGCAAUUCUCCGAGCGGCGCCUAUUCGACUGGACCUGUCUAUCAGCAUCAAUCUCCGAUUGCGCUUAUCACGGGAGCCGCAAUUCACUGGACAGUCCCACGCACGGCCACUCACCGGCUUUCGAAACACAUCAAUUGGCCAGCGUCGGUCGCUAGGUUUCAAAAGCUCAUCUUCUGGGCGGUGUCAUUGCACGGCGUCAUCGGUCAGCUCGGGCCGGGCUGCUCUGUGUCUGUUGACAAGAUACAGCGCAACGGUCCGGGUUGGCAGUUAUUCAGGUCUAAUAUUGAGUCAAGCUCACAGAAACAGCAGCUAGACGCACCAGACGAUGGCAUCCCUGGACUUCGAUCAGAAGUUUCUUGGGCGAAUAGCCAAGCAGACGGAAGACUCCAACCCCUACCUAUCAGGCGCCCUCUACCAAAUCCUUGGUCUCUCGAUCCUCCUCUCACGAAAGCUCAUCCGCGCCAGAAAGCUUCGCAAACUCGAUACAAGCAGAGACACACCUUCACUCUCAGCAUACCAACAUAUUCUAUGGAUGUCCAGAGAGGGCUUGUCCAUCCUGGAGCUGUACGUGCUACCAUACGCGCAAGACAACCAACAUGGGCCAGAAUGCAGGGUACUCAGCGUAAAAUUGCGAGCAAGUUUCUACCACAUCUUUUGUCUUUUUCACAACCAGCCACCUGUUACUAUAACGAAUAUGGAAUCGGCCGAGUCUAGGGCAGGUGACGCCUCACUGUCUCCUCGACAUGCUAAUGGUCGUAAGCCUGAGCAUGGGUUAUCACCGCCUCCAAAGCGUAACGGCAAGCAAGCAGCGCUUCGUGAGCCCAUCGACUCGAUUGUCUCAGAAACAUCGUUUGUCACGAAUCCCUACGCAGCAGGUGGACCAGUCGGGACGCCAUCCCCGGGACCACCUAUUCACGCUCCUCCUGGCCUCAACCCCGUUCCUAUACCACAACCGUCUUCAUUUCUUUUACCGCCACUGAAUUUUGUGCCACUGGCCACCGGUUACUUCACGACCGCGACCCAGUAUGCCUCGUCCUUCCUUCCGGGAUCACACCCUCUUCGAUUGUCUGUGGCCCUCGAACAUAGCGCGUUCCUAUGGGAUUGCGUGCAUGACCACGACGCUUCGCGGCGCGUCGCGCGUCGCGCCAUAAAAGAUGUCUAUCGCGCACAAGAAGCAAUGGACGACGGUGAAUUCGAGGAUGCCGCAGAGCUUGUUGCAGUCUUAGGACGCAUGAUGAAACGCAAGAGCUUUGAGACCACGCCGCGCAUGGGUGGUGUGGCUAGUCCGGAGCCGGUUGCACAAGGUCGUUCCCAGGUUCGUGAUGAUCACGACGGAGAUGACAUAGAUCGUGGAGUUCCUGUGACCGCCCCACUACGAUUCCCUCAGAAUCCCAGAAAAGCCGCCGAUGGCCCCCCGAUAACCGUCUCUGCUCCACAAAGCCCGCCGAAAGAUCCCGCACGCAGUCGAGCCAAUAGUGCCUCAUCAAAGCACAAAUACGUUGGUGGCCACGAAAACAGCCCGAGCUCGAAACCGAAUCGAUCGUCCGGAGGUAGUCAUGAGACAACACCACGGGCAAAGCAUGCCAGUGUGGGAAGUGGCGGUAGCAUGACACCUAGGGCACCACAAGGCAAAGGCAGUCGUUCGCCUGCAACACCCUCAACUGUCCGCAAUAUUGGUCAACACCCUGGCACUGGUAGCUCACAUAAACCGAGUCCACGUUCCAGAAACUCGCCGCCUAUUCCGGAGAGCGCAGCUGUUACAGCUGCUUAUGAAAACAUGAGAAAUUCGCCUACCGAACGAAGAUCGCCUCCACUACGUCGAUCUCCGCGAUCGUCCCCAAACCUCGACGCCCGUAACAGGACACCAAGCUGACUCGUAGCGGCGGGCAAGGAGAAAGCCAGAAAGAUGGAUGUCCAGUGGCUCCCCAACGGAGAAGCGGACAUUCGAUUUCUGC